AAAACAAGAGGGUAAAAGAGACAUGGACACCUCCAGAUGUUUCACUGUCCUCGCCGCCUGGGCAGUGGGGGGUACCAUCAAGUGUUAUGCGAGCUGAUUGGCUUCAGGAUUGGCGGCAAUGACACAUUCACUGGAACAACCCGAUGAAGGUCAAAGGUUAUCACGACUCAAGUGGUAUGCGGUUCUAUUAUCAGCCGGCGAGGCCUGAGGUUCAAGACCUGCUGACCUUUAUGACUGGACAGAGACUGCUAGAGAUACCGCCUGGUGAGCCCAGCGUGGAACAUACCUCUACGUGCCCCAGCUCGUGCACCUGGUCUCUCUUCUCCAAACCUGCCUACCUCGUGCACUCCUUCAACCACAUGCACUACCUAGACAAAAGCCUCAUUUGGAAGUGCGGCCUGGCGAUGAGAUCAAGACGACGUGCGUGUACAACUCUGUGGGCAUAGAUAGAUGGGUGUACUACGGGGACGCCACAAGUGACGAGAUGUGUUUUGGCUUUCUCACCAUGUACCCUGCCGACGCUUUGCCUUAUGGCGGAUACUGUGUGGGCAUGGGCCCUCUGGUAGGAUGUGACCUUUACAUGGGCACGCGUAUCGGGGAAUGUAACUGGCGGAGGUACCCGAGUGUAAAGACAUCACCAGACGCAUCAAACAACACCCGUGCCUCCAGGGUGAGGCCGAGAUGCUGGUGACACACUUCCUGUCUGAGAGCCACGACGGUGCCAAAAUCCUGGGACGCCUCCACUCCUGCUCCCCUGAUGAACUCAAGGGUCAUGAUGAUGACGACGACCGUGUAGACUGCAGCAGACAGUGCUCUCAUAUGUGUGACGGGGGCAAGGGAGACAACCCAUGGGACAAUCCGCGACCUAACGCUGGGGCAGGAAGUCUUCCGGCAGCCAUGUUGGUGGCUUUUGCUUGUUUCGUGGCUGUUGGGUUGAUCAAACACUGAACCAGUACGUCUUUGCGUUGUUUUUCUUUUUUGUUUUUUCUUCUUCUCUUUUGUGUGUUUUGUUUUGUUGUAACUGUCUUGUAAAUGGCGUGGAAAACCCAUUUAAUCGACGAGUGAAAUUGAGGGUUUUAAAGAUGUUUAAAAUAUUUUGUUUUUUACUUUGCUUUGUCGAGAACCAAAUUUGUGACUCGUGAAAAGACAACUUUGAGUUUAUGUAAUCUAAUAAAACGGAUGAAACUAUGC
This is a messenger RNA of Aplysia californica (California sea hare), 1191 nucleotides long. RefSeq names its product DBH-like monooxygenase protein 2 homolog. Lineage: Eukaryota; Metazoa; Mollusca; Gastropoda; Aplysiida; Aplysiidae. Gene Ontology annotation, molecular function: copper ion binding; dopamine beta-monooxygenase activity. The record is from RefSeq and is a predicted model, not a curated record.